This is a messenger RNA of Effrenium voratum, 378 nucleotides long. Lineage: Eukaryota; Dinophyceae; Suessiales; Symbiodiniaceae. The record is from the annotation of a GenBank genome assembly.
AUGGCUUUGGCUUCGGGAGCGCGGCCGCCACACCGAUGCUCUCUCGUCCGAUGCUUUGCUUCACGCUUUGUCAGCGCAGUCUUGCUCAAUAUAUCUCCCUCGGGCGCCAUGACGGUCUACGAGCCUCGUCUCCCACCUCUCCCACUCGUCUUUGUUUGUCAGGACGAUGAGUCAUCGUCGCCUUUGCAGAUCCGGCGCUGGCGGAGCUUUUCAGGUUACGUGCCCUACGAGCUGAGCUAUGAGGAGCCUCAAGAGGCCGUAACCGUCUGGCCAGACACCGAUGACGAAGAGCUCUGGCAGGACAGGAUGUCAGCAGUCAGAGCCUACUCUGCAGGGAUGAUUGAUGCAGCUUGCGCCAGCCGCACGGCUGAUCAGUGA